Miniopterus natalensis is the source of this 2877-nucleotide messenger RNA. RefSeq names its product lamin A/C (gene LMNA). Lineage: Eukaryota; Metazoa; Chordata; Mammalia; Chiroptera; Miniopteridae. The record is from RefSeq and is a predicted model, not a curated record. Gene Ontology annotation, cellular component: nuclear lamina; nuclear envelope. Gene Ontology annotation, biological process: nuclear pore localization; heterochromatin formation; nuclear envelope organization. Gene Ontology annotation, molecular function: structural constituent of cytoskeleton.
CAGAGUCGAUCCAGCUCUGGGCCGCGGGGAGAGGUUCUCCGCAGAGCAGACAAAGCCCGCAGCCGCGAUGCGGGGAGAGCCCGGCUCUGCGCGCAGUGGGGGCCAGGAUGGGGUGUCUGGCUGGAGUGUGGGACCCCCAGGAAAAAGACGGGGUCCCCUCAUUCCCAAGCGGCAAGCCAUCUCCCCUCAUACCCAACCGCCCCCCAGUCUCGGAGAUCUGAGGGGCACCGACUGGGAGGACCUAUUAGAGCCUUUCCCCGGACGCCGGUGACUCAGUGUUCGCGGGAGCGCCGCAGCCUGUCCAGCCAACCCGGAUCCCAGGUCCGACAGCGCCCGGCCGCGGUCCCCACGCCUGCCAGGAGCGAGCCGAGAGCCUGCGGGCCGGCGCGCUCCAACCCCGCGCCGUCUCUAUCCUUCGGCCCGAGCUCCGUGCCCUUCCCGGGACCCCUGCCCUGCGGGCAGCGCUGCCACCCUGCCGGCCAUGGAGACCCCGUCCCAGCGGCGCGCCACCCGCAGUGGGGCGCAGACCAGCUCCACUCCGCUGUCGCCCACCCGAAUCACCCGGCUGCAGGAGAAGGAGGACCUGCAGGAGCUCAAUGACCGCUUGGCAGUCUACAUCGACCGGGUGCGCUCGCUGGAGACGGAGAACGCAGGUCUGCGCCUUCGCAUCACCGAGUCUGAGGAGGUGGUCAGCCGCGAGGUGUCCGGCAUCAAGGCCGCCUAUGAGGCCGAGCUCGGCGAUGCCCGCAAAACCCUCGACUCGGUGGCCAAGGAGCGUGCCCGCCUGCAGCUGGAGCUGAGCAAAGUGCGAGAAGAGUUUAAGGAGCUCAAAGCGCGCAAUACCAAAAAGGAAGGAGACUUGAUGGCUGCCCAGGCCCGGCUCAAGGACCUGGAGGCUCUGCUCAACUCCAAAGAGGCUGCACUGAGCACUGCUCUCAGUGAGAAGCGCACGCUGGAGGGUGAGCUGCACGACCUGCGGGGUCAAGUGGCCAAGCUGGAGGCAGCCCUAGGUGAGGCCAAGAAACAACUUCAGGAUGAGAUGCUGCGGCGGGUAGAUGCUGAGAACAGGCUGCAGACCCUGAAGGAGGAACUGGACUUCCAGAAGAAUAUCUACAGCGAGGAGCUGCGUGAGACCAAGCGCCGCCAUGAGACCCGGCUGGUGGAGAUUGAUAACGGGAAGCAGCGAGAGUUUGAGAGCCGGCUGUCAGAUGCCCUGCAGGAGCUGCGGGCCCAACAUGAGGACCAGGUGGAACAGUACAAGAAGGAGCUGGAGAAGACCUAUUCUGCUAAGCUGGAUAAUGCCAGGCAAUCAGCCGAGAGGAACAGCAACCUGGUGGGGGCCGCGCAUGAGGAGCUGCAGCAGUCCCGAAUUCGCAUCGACAGCCUCUCAGCUCAGCUCAGCCAGCUGCAGAAGCAGCUGACAGCUAAGGAAGCGAAGCUGCGGGACCUGGAGGAUUCACUGUCCCGUGAGCGGGACACCAGCCGGCGGCUACUGGCCGAGAAGGAGCGGGAGAUGGCAGAUAUGCGGGCAAGGAUGCAGCAGCAGCUGGACGAGUACCAGGAGCUGCUGGACAUCAAGCUGGCGCUGGACAUGGAGAUCCACGCCUACCGCAAACUCCUGGAGGGCGAGGAGGAGAGGCUACGCCUGUCCCCCAGCCCCACCUCGCAGCGCAGCCGCGGCCGCGCCUCCUCGCACUCGUCCCAGACACAGGGCGGGGGCAGCAUCACCAAGAAGCGCAAGCUGGAGUCGUCGGAGAGCCGCAGCAGCUUCUCGCAGCACGCUCGCACCAGCGGGCGCGUGGCCGUGGAGGAGGUCGAUGAGGAAGGCAAGUUCGUGCGGCUGCGCAACAAGUCCAAUGAGGACCAGUCCAUGGGCAACUGGCAGAUCAAGCGCCAGAAUGGAGAUGAUCCCCUGCUGACCUACCGCUUCCCACCAAAGUUCACCCUGAAGGCUGGGCAGGUGGUGACGAUCUGGGCUGCAGGAGCGGGGGCCACCCAUAGCCCCCCUACCGACUUGGUGUGGAAGGCACAGAACACCUGGGGCUGUGGAAACAGCCUGCGCACGGCUCUCAUCAACUCCACUGGGGAGGAGGUAGCCAUGCGCAAGCUGGUGCGCUCAGUGACUGUGGUCGAUGAUGAUGACGAUGAGGACGGAGAUGACCUGAUCCAUCACCACCACGGAUCCCACUGCAGCAGCUCGGGGGACCCAGCUGAGUACAACCUGCGCUCUCGCACUGUGCUGUGCGGGACUUGCGGGCAGCCCGCCGAUAAGGCGUCUGCCAGCGGCUCAGGAGCCCAGGUGGGCGGAUCCAUCUCCUCUGGCUCUUCUGCCUCCAGUGUCACAGUCACUCGCAGCUACCGCAGUGUGGGGGGCAGUGGGGGUGGCAGCUUCGGGGACAACCUGGUCACCCGCUCCUACCUCCUGGGCAACUCCAGUCGCCGAACCCAGAACCCCCAGAACUGCAGCAUCAUGUAAUCUGGGACCUGCCAGGCAGAGGUGGGGACGCAGGCCUCCUGCUUCCUCCUCACCUCAUGGCCAUCCCAUCCCUGCACCUCAUGGGAUGGGGCUUGAAGCCAAAGAAAAAUGCCCCUUUGGUUUUUUUCUUCUAUGUGUUUUUUUCUAAGAGAAAUUAUUUUCUACAGUGGUUUUAUACUGAAGGAAGAACACAAGCAAAAAAAAAAAAAAGCAUAUAUCUCAGUUUGUCCUUCAUUUCCCCAGCUUUCAGGAAACUCCAUAUCUGCCUUAAAACCAAAGAGAGCUCCUCUAGGAGCCAAGGGAUGGGGGUGCUUUUACAGAGCUGAGUUCCUGCUUUUCUGCCCUGCCUGCAGCCCCCACCCCGGGACCCCAUGAACAUGGUGCCUGAGAGGCAGGUGCAG